CCGAGCCGCCAAGGUGGCCGACGAAAAUCCGAAGGUGUUCACGCUUGGCUGGUGGGUGCGGAUAUUGGAUGCCUGGCUGCUGCUGUCCACUUGAUCCAAGAUGCGAAAGUGCCAGGUUCUCAGAUACAUAUCUUGAAGAAUUCGGCAUCGCAGUCUCACAUCUUAGAGUCCUUUCCUGUCAACAAAGGGUUUGGCUUGGACAAAGAAUCUUAUCCUGAAGAAGGGCAACUUUCUCCAAUACGUAUACUUAACCGGGACUACGUUUGUACCAACGAACUCCUAUCCCGAAUCCCGUCGCUGAGCGCUCCCAUGAGGUCUGUCCAGGAGGAACUCAUCGAAACGGAGAAUGAUCGUAAUCUUUGUGAAGAUUUUCAAACCAAAGUGAUAACCAAUGACGGCCAGAAUAUGCAAGUCCUGGACGCACAGCGACUAGAGCUCUGUCUGGGUGACCGCGGUCGGAUCAAGAAGAUGAUGUUUGAGAGCAAGAAGAAUCUAAUGAAGACAAGAAUCAUGGAUAUUUUCGAUCAAGAAUUCUUCCACAGUAAAUUUUGGAGUAUAUGGGCAACUAAGUACGUAUUCAUGGUUUUACUCUUCGCUCAAUAUGGCAUGAAACUAACCCUCGAGUGGGAUUUCACCAACCUCCAUACCUUGGGCCCAAUAGACUCCACGCCAUAUGAGCUAUUCAACGGCAUAAUCAUUCCUAUUACAUCCUAUCUGCAAGCUCAUGGUGUGGAAAUCGAGCACAAUGUCAACGUUCUGGAUGUGAUGAUGAAUUCCGAGACAUACCCAGCACUGGCCUCCGGGCUUAAGAUUUCGCAGAGUGGCACGGAAGAAAUCAUCAAUUUCUGUCCCCAGGAUAUCCUGAUAAUCACAGUCGGAUCAAUCUUUGCGGGAUCGACUAUAGGCACGAAUAAGUCUCCUCCUGCGCCUAUUCCUAAUGUCGAGGAGUUAAAGCUCGACGACUCGUGGAACCUCUGGUUUCAGCUCUCGCAGAAGCACCCAGAAUUCGGAAACCCGUCGCCCUUUUGCGCCCGCAUUGCCGAGUCAGCUAUUGAAUGCUUCCUUGUCGCUCUGGAUGACUGGGCAUGCUUUGAACGCUUUAAAAGUCUGGUGCACGCUCCCCCUCACACGGGCACGCUUGUAUCUUUAAAGGACAGCAAUUGGCGGCUAAGUAUUAACCUGCCACGGCAGCCAUCUCUCACCAGUCAACCAGAAAGUGCCCCGCUAAUAUGGGGAUAUGCGCUAUCCCCAUCGGAGGAGGGCAACUUCAUCCGCAAACCGAUGAGUAGUUGCAGCGGAGACGAGGUUCUGACAGAAGUGCUCCAACAGAUGCAGCUCCCUCCAGGUCUGACACUUGAGCACUCAACUGUAGUGACUAGCUUGAUGCCGCUCGCGACGGCGCAGUACCUAACGCGAGACGAAGGUGACCGCCCAAAAGCAAUCCUCAACACUGUGAGGAACAUGGCCCUCAUCGGCCAGUUUGUGGAACUCCCCAACGAUACCGUCUUCUCCAUGGAGUACAGCGUCCGCAGCGCACAGACGGCUGUGUAUCAUCUAAUGAGUCUGGAUAAGCAACCGAAAGCGCAUAAAGGGUACUGGGACAGCUUCUGGGCAGAUUUAUUAUGA
Messenger RNA from Penicillium cataractarum, 1626 nucleotides. RefSeq names its product 67 kDa myosin-cross-reactive antigen family protein. The transcript has 2 exons. Lineage: Eukaryota; Fungi; Ascomycota; Eurotiomycetes; Eurotiales; Aspergillaceae. Gene Ontology annotation, molecular function: FAD binding; oleate hydratase activity. Gene Ontology annotation, biological process: fatty acid metabolic process. The annotation marks the transcript as partial. The record is from RefSeq and is a predicted model, not a curated record.